This is a messenger RNA of Ochotona curzoniae (black-lipped pika), 1703 nucleotides long. RefSeq names its product immunoglobulin-binding protein 1-like. Gene Ontology annotation, cellular component: cytosol. Gene Ontology annotation, biological process: regulation of dephosphorylation; regulation of signal transduction. The transcript has 2 exons. Gene Ontology annotation, molecular function: protein phosphatase 2A binding. The record is from RefSeq and is a predicted model, not a curated record. NCBI's taxonomy places the organism in Eukaryota, Metazoa, Chordata, Mammalia, Lagomorpha, Ochotonidae. Bases 93 to 1109 code for a protein of 338 amino acids.
CGCCGCUGUGGUGCCGCAGCUCCAGAGUCGGGGAGUCGCCCCCCGCACCCGCGCCACUCCCGGACCCUUCAGGGUCCCACCCUCCCCCCAAGAUGGCAGCAUCGGAAGAAUUUCUGCCACUGCGGCUACCUGAACUGUUUGAAACCAGCAAGCAGCUCCUGGACCAAGUGGAAGCAGCAACUGAACCCACCGGUUCCCAGACGGUCCAGGACAAAGUGCUCAAGGGAUUAGAUCUCCUUGGGAAAGCUGCUGAAAUGUUAACACAGCUUGACUUGUUUAGCCAAAAUGAAGAUUUGGAAGAGAUUGCUUCCACCGAGCUGAAAUACUUGAUGGUGCCAGCGUUUCAAGGAGCCCUCACCAUGAAACAAGUGAACCCCAGCAAGCGUCUAGAUCAUUUGCAACGGGCCCAGGAACAUUUUAUAAACUACUUAACUCAAUGCCAGUUGUAUCAUGUGGCAGAGUUUCAGCUGCCCGAAAUCGGGAACAAUUCAGGUGAAAAUAACACUGCUAAUUCCUCCAUGGCCUAUUCUAACCUUGUUGCUAUGGCAUCUGAAAGACAGGCUAAAAUAGAGAGAUACAGGCAGAAGAAGGAGGUGGAGAACAGGUUGUCGGCACUGAAAUCUGCUGUGGAAAGUGGUCAAGCAGAUGAUGAUUGUGUUCGUGAAUAUUACCUCCUACACAUUCGGAGGUGGAUUGGUAUCAGCUUAGAAGAGAUGGAGAGCAUUGACCAGGAGAUGAGAAUCCUGAGAAAAAAAGACUCUUCAGAAGAGGCAUCAACAUCUAACUCAUCUCUUCAGGAAAGGCCUCCACUGAAACCCUUUAUUCUCACUCGGAAUGCAACGCAAGCCAAGGUGUUUGGAGCUGGUUACCCAAGUUUGGCAACCAUGACUGUGAAUGACUGGUACGAACAGCAUCAGAAAUACGGAGUAUUACCAGAUCAAGGAAUAGCCAAGACCCCAGCUGACUUCCAAAGAGCUGCUCAACAAGAAGAUGACAAAGAACACGAUGAGGAGGAGGAGGAGGAGAACACACUUCACAGAGCAAGGCAGUGGGAUGACUGGAAGGACACUCAUCCCAGAGGGUAUGGCAACCGACAGAACAUGGGCUAGGCCUCUCCAAAUCGGAUAGGACUGCACUGCACACACCUUUCCACCAGGGUAGAACCAUCCUCCCCCUCCCUGGGCUCCUGCUUCAGCCAUGUGUGUACAACAAAAGCAAAGAUGGUAAAUCUCACUUUGCAUUUAAUAAAGUGUUGAAUGAUGAUUAAGUGUGUAGUUGUCCCCUAGAUGAUAAGCCAACAAUCUUGUUUUUAGCAUUAUAAUCUUCAUCAUGGUGUUUUAAAUUUCUUAGUGGAAGGAAAAGAGCGUUGAGGAAUGGCUGUGUAUAAUCACUGUCUGUGUGAUUUCUCUGAAAAACAGUAACAGUACAACUUCAUUGUACUGUUAAAAAAUGUUCCAUGCAUAUUUUGUAAAUGUCUGUGAGAUCUGCUUGCUAUACAAUAUGACUUAACUCUGAUGUAUCUUUGUUGGUUUUCUGUCUGAAUAAUAUUAGUUUGAUGACUGUGGAAUAUUGCCCGCCCCCAACUAUCUUUGUGUUGGAAUCUGUGUCUCCCCUUAGGUCUAAUGAUAUUUACUUUGUAAAUUUAUAUGGUCUUAUGUUGGUUAUAUAUAUUCAUGUUUAUUAAAUCUCUUUGCCAAAAAUUA